UAUUUUUACCUGUUUACUCAUAUCACACACUGUGUGUUUCUCUCAGUGGAUGUGACUCUGGAUCCUGAUACAGCUCAUCCCAAACUCAUCCUGUCUGCUGAUGGAAAACAAGUGACACGUGGAGACACACGACAGAAUCUCCCUGAUACACCACAGAGGUUUAAUACAUGUCCAAGUGUUCUGGGAAAGCAGAGUUUCUCCUCAGGGAGAUUUUAUUAUGAGGUGCAGGUCAGAGGGAAAACUAAAUGGACAUUAGGAGUCGCAAAAGAGAACAUUAACAGGAAGGGGAAGAUUACACGGACUCCUCAGGAUGGAUUCUGGACUGUGAUCCUGAGAAAUAAGAAUCAGUAUAAGGCUUGUCCUAUUCCCUCUGUCCCCCUCACACUGAGAGAGAAGGUGGAGAUUGUGGGGGUGUUUGUGGAUUAUGAGGAGGGUCUGGUCUCCUUUUAUGAUGUGAAGUCCAGCUCUCAUAUCUAC
This is a messenger RNA of Tachysurus vachellii, 477 nucleotides long. Its product is annotated as erythroid membrane-associated protein-like. The annotation marks the transcript as partial. The transcript has a single exon. The record is from RefSeq and is a predicted model, not a curated record. Gene Ontology annotation, molecular function: protein binding. NCBI's taxonomy places the organism in Eukaryota, Metazoa, Chordata, Actinopteri, Siluriformes, Bagridae.